This is a messenger RNA of Colletotrichum scovillei, 1824 nucleotides long. Its product is annotated as carboxylesterase. Bases 1 to 1824 code for a protein of 607 amino acids. The record is from RefSeq and is a predicted model, not a curated record. The transcript has 4 exons. NCBI's taxonomy places the organism in Eukaryota, Fungi, Ascomycota, Sordariomycetes, Glomerellales, Glomerellaceae.
AUGCGGAUCCAUUCACUCUUUCAUAUUGCCGUGCCUCUAUUGGCAACCGCAGCUUCGGCCGCGGACGGUCCGAUAGUCGACCUGAAAUAUGCCAAAUACCAAGGAACAUUCAACUCGACCUUGAACCUCAACAUAUUCAGAGGUAUCCGCUACGCAGCCCCGCCAACAGGCGACCUCCGUUGGAAACUCCCCCAAGAUCCAACAUCCAGCGGCACAAACACAACCAACGACACCCUCACCCAGGCCACAGCAAACCCGCCACGAUGCCCCUGGGCCCGCCGCUCCCUUCAAUACCCCAAGACAGCAGCCGAAGAAGCCGCCCUCCAAAACUUCGCCUUCGCCGGCGACGAGGACUGUCUCUUCCUCAACGUCUUUGCCCCAGCCGGCGCCACAGCCCUGCCGAAACCUCUCCCCGUGGUGGUAUGGAUCCACGGCGGCGGGUACAACCUCGACUCAGCGUCCUCGUUUGACUUUUCUUCGCAAAUUGUGACGAACAACAAUAGCUAUGUGGCGGUCGUGUUACAGUACCGGCUCGGCGCGUUUGGGUUCCUUUCGUCGGAGGAGCUUGUGAAAGGCGGCGGAGUCGCGAAUGCUGGGUUGUGGGAUAUGGUUCACGCGCUGAGGUGGGUGAAGAGGCAUGUGGACAAGUUUGGAGGGGAUCCGAGGAAGGUGACGGUCGCGGGACAGUCUGCUGGCGCGGGAGGGGCGUUGCUGUUGGCUGCGAGUGACGAGGCUGUUGGGUUGUUUGAUGGUGUCAUUGCGAGUAGUCCGUACCUGACUACUCUGCCAAAACACGAUGGCGAUAGGCCGACGAGGGCAUAUCAAAGCCUAGCAGAGCGCAUAGGCUGCUCCACAAACACCACAUCUUCGUCCUUACUCUCCUGCCUUCAGAAAGCAGACUCCCUCACGCUCCAAAACGCAAGCGACUGGGUCAGUACGCAAGGCCGCUACGGCCAAUGGGAAUGGCGACCCGUCAUCGACGGCAAACUCGUCAGAGACACCCUCACGCAGGAGUUAUCUCAGGGAAAAGCCGGUGUCAACGGGCGGCGGGUCCUCACCAGCAACGUCGCGGACGAAGGACCGUACUUCACGUGGCAGAAUAUCACCAUGCAGGCACACUUUGUCUCGUUCCUGCAAAGUAAUUACCCCGCGCUCUCAGAGGGUAACGUAACGGAAGUUCUCGUGACCUACUCGCAGAAGCACGAGGCAUUCUUGACGGCCAACUCGAGGGAUGCGAAUAACACGGACCCGGGCUUCAGCACCAACGGUCUCGAAUCACCCUACGCGACCACGGUAUCGGAUUACGCUACGGGCUGGCAGCAGGUCGCCAACAACUUCUACGCCGAAGCGACGUUCGUGUGUCCCUCGCACUGGCUUGCAAACGCGUACGCUGCCAAGGAUGGGGCGAGAGCGUGGCGGUAUCAGUAUAGUGUUCCGCCGGCGUACCACGGCGUCGACAUUGGUUCUGGGUCGGCUGUUGAUGUGAGAGCGCUGCAGAACGCUUGGGGGCAGUUUAUCACCCGCGGGGAGGAUUUGAUUCUUGGUGAGAGUGGAGGAAACGCGACGGCGUGGGCGCAGUGGAAGGAGGGUGGGAGGGGCGUUGCGAGUAUGUUGAAUGCGAAUAUGACUGGCGGUGUACCGGUUGGUAAGGUGUCUUCUUUUGAUGGGAUGGUUAGUUUGAAUAUCACUAGCUAUGCGCCUGGGGAUGCUGGGAGUCCGCCGCUGGAGGCUGUGUUGAAGGUUGUUGAUGGGGAUAAGUGGGAGGAUGGACGGGGUGAGAGGUGUAGGUUGUUGGCGGAUUUGAGCCCUUGGCUUUCUGAUUGA